Hirundo rustica (Barn swallow) is the source of this 1461-nucleotide messenger RNA. RefSeq names its product eukaryotic translation initiation factor 2 subunit alpha (gene EIF2S1). Gene Ontology annotation, molecular function: ribosome binding; translation initiation factor activity; RNA binding. The transcript has 8 exons. Lineage: Eukaryota; Metazoa; Chordata; Aves; Passeriformes; Hirundinidae. Gene Ontology annotation, cellular component: eukaryotic 48S preinitiation complex; eukaryotic translation initiation factor 2 complex; eukaryotic translation initiation factor 2B complex. The coding region runs from base 111 to 1058 and encodes 315 amino acids. The record is from RefSeq and is a predicted model, not a curated record.
GCGUGCGCGGUGGGGCGGCAGCGGCCGGGCGCACGCGGCGGCACGAGCGGGGCCAGCGCGGGACUGCGGGGCGCGAGCGCAUCGCGGGACCCUCCCGGGCCGCACUCAGAAUGCCGGGACUAAGCUGUAGAUUCUACCAACAUAAAUUCCCCGAGGUGGAAGAUGUAGUGAUGGUCAAUGUUCGGUCCAUUGCUGAAAUGGGAGCCUAUGUCAGCCUGCUGGAGUACAACAACAUCGAGGGCAUGAUCCUCCUCAGUGAGCUGUCCAGGAGACGCAUCCGUUCCAUAAACAAACUCAUCCGGAUCGGCAGGAACGAAUGUGUUGUGGUCAUAAGAGUUGACAAGGAGAAAGGUUAUAUUGAUCUGUCAAAACGAAGAGUUUCUCCAGAGGAGGCGAUCAAAUGUGAAGACAAAUUCACAAAAUCAAAGACUGUUUACAGCAUCCUUCGCCACGUUGCUGAAGUCUUGGAGUACACUAAGGAUGAGCAGCUUGAGAGCCUGUUCCAGAGAACUGCCUGGGUGUUUGAUGACAAGUACAAAAGACCUGGAUAUGGUGCUUAUGAUGCAUUCAAGCAUGCAGUCUCAGACCCUGCAAUCCUGGAUAGCCUGGAUCUGACAGAAGAAGAGAGGCGUGUAUUGAUUGACAAUAUUAACAGACGUCUGACACCACAGGCAGUCAAAAUCCGAGCUGAUAUUGAGGUGGCCUGUUAUGGUUAUGAAGGCAUAGAUGCAGUAAAAGAAGCUUUGAGAGCAGGCUUGAACUGUUCCACGGAGAACAUGCCCAUCAAAAUUAAUCUGAUAGCCCCUCCUCGUUAUGUGAUGACUACUACAACACUGGAGAGAACUGAAGGACUGUCUGUACUGAAUCAAGCCAUGGCUGUAAUUAAAGAAAAAAUUGAGGAGAAGAGAGGAGUCUUUAAUGUGCAGAUGGAGCCUAAGGUGGUCACUGACACAGACGAGACUGAGCUUGCAAGGCAGUUGGAAAGACUGGAGAGGGAAAAUGCUGAAGUGGAUGGGGAUGAUGAUGCCGAGGAAAUGGAAGCAAAAACAGAAGACUAAAUGUUCUGGGAUACUUAGAAGAGAGAUCACACGAAAAAAUUAGAAACCCCAUUGCAAACACUCUGGACUAAAUGAUUCCAGUAUUGAAAACUUCAAAAGCAAAUAUUUGAAGUGUUUUCCUGUUCUAAAAAGACCAAAAUGUAAAAUGCUCUUCUAAAUAACAUUUGGUGCAGCAACUUACACAAAUUGAGAAGGUGCCUAGUCAAAUGCAAGACACAGAUUUGGCCAGACGGAGUUUGCAGCCCCAUACUUAACACUUUCAUACAUAACAAUUCCUAAUUGGUGAUUACAGCUCAGUACAUCUGUUCCUGAUCAUUCCUGGGAGCAGCAAAACCAAGCAAGCAGAGAAGUUCUAUACAGAAUGUAUUUGAGCAAAUAUUUAAUAAAUUUCUGGCCUAUGUAA